This is a messenger RNA of Salvia hispanica, 913 nucleotides long. The record is from RefSeq and is a predicted model, not a curated record. NCBI's taxonomy places the organism in Eukaryota, Viridiplantae, Streptophyta, Magnoliopsida, Lamiales, Lamiaceae.
CCUUUCUCUCCACCAACCACACCACUAUAUAAAAACUACAGCCGGCCUCAUCACCCCAAACCCAAAAAUGGCCCUUCCUCUCAUCCUCCUCGCCGCCGCCGCGGCCCUCCUCCUUGCCUACAAGCUCUUCAGCCGCCUCCGCUACAAGCUGCCGCCAGGACCUCGCCCGCUCCCGAUCGUAGGCAACCUCUACGACAUAAAGCCGGUGCUGGUGCGGUGCUUCACGGAGUGGUCCGACAAGUAUGGCCCCAUCUUCUCCGUGUACCUCGGGUCCCACCACAGCGUCGUUGUAAACUCGGCCGCCCUGGCCAAGGAGGUUCUCAAGGACAACGACGUCCAGCUGGCCUACCGCAACCGCACGAGGCAGAUCAACAAGUUCAGCAAGAACGGCAUGGACUUGAUCUGGGCCGACUACGGCCCACACUACGUUAAAGUCAGGAAGCUCUGCACCCUCGAGCUCUUCUCCAUCAAGCGCCUCGAGGGCCUCCGCCCUAUUCGAGAAGACGAGGUCACCGCCAUGGUUGAAUCCAUUUUCAACCACUCUGCCAAGCCUGAAAACAAGGGCAAGGCUGUGGUGCUGCGUGACUACUUGGGAAUGAUGGCCUUCCUGCACAUAACAAGGCUAACUUUUGGGAAACGGUUCAUAGACUCAAAUGGUGUGAUUGAUGAGCAAGGCCAAGAACUGAAGUACAUUCUCAACAACGCAAUCAUGUUGGGCACCAAGAAAUCGGCUUUCGCAGAGUUCCUUCCGUGGCUCAGCUUCUUGUUCAAGGAGCAGAACGAGGCCCUCGCUGCCCACGACGCCCGCGCCAGUAGCUUCACCACGAGGAUCAUGGAGGAGCACGCGGUUUCAUUUUAUAUGCCUGUCACUUUCUCUUUGUUCCUGCUGCGUGGCGAUCAGUUGGACCUUUGA